Merops nubicus (carmine bee-eater) is the source of this 437-nucleotide messenger RNA. RefSeq names its product fibroblast growth factor 3 (gene FGF3). Gene Ontology annotation, biological process: positive regulation of cell population proliferation; positive regulation of protein phosphorylation; fibroblast growth factor receptor signaling pathway. Gene Ontology annotation, cellular component: cytoplasm. The annotation marks the transcript as partial. NCBI's taxonomy places the organism in Eukaryota, Metazoa, Chordata, Aves, Coraciiformes, Meropidae. Gene Ontology annotation, molecular function: fibroblast growth factor receptor binding; growth factor activity. The record is from RefSeq and is a predicted model, not a curated record. The transcript is spliced from 2 exons.
GUAUUCUUGAAAUAACUGCUGUUGAUGUUGGAAUCGUUGCCAUCAAGGGCUUGUUCUCGGGCAGGUACCUGGCCAUGAACAAAAGGGGCAGACUUUAUGCAUCAGAAAACUAUAAUGCAGAGUGUGAGUUUGUGGAGAGGAUCCACGAGCUGGGUUACAACACCUACGCCUCCCGCCCCUACCGGAGCGUACCCAGCAGAGGCGGCAGCAGGCGCAAGGCCAGCGCAGAGAGACUCUGGUACGUCUCCAUCAACGGCAAGGGGCGACCCAGAAGGGGCUUUAAAACUCGCAGGACACAGAAGUCGUCUCUCUUUCUGCCCAGAGUGUUGGAUAACAAAGACCAUGAGAUGGUCCGACUGCUCCACACGAAUGUGAGGUACCGAGAGAGCCUCCUGAAGCCCCUGAGCAAGAACCAGCGGAGAAGGAGAGGACGCUGA